This is a messenger RNA of Pimephales promelas (fathead minnow), 7629 nucleotides long. It is a transcript of the gene nol4la, whose product is annotated as nucleolar protein 4-like a. Lineage: Eukaryota; Metazoa; Chordata; Actinopteri; Cypriniformes; Leuciscidae. The record is from RefSeq and is a predicted model, not a curated record.
GUCCACGCGCUGCGCCGUGCUACUUCCUGAAAAAAAGAUAGAAAGAAAACAGCCUACUACUUCGUUACGACUGCUUUUUAUUUUAUUGUGAGCAACGACAGACGUUUCUGUCACCAAACUACCAUCAGCUAUUCGAUUUUGAAGAUUAUAAACGAGAAAUGUCAAAUUGGGACGGUGACUUCAGCAGUGCAAGCAAGCGCAGGUCCGAUUCAAACAGGUGGAAAGAGUGGGACAGUACUAGCGCGUGACGGCGGCUCGUGAAGGCAGUAUUAAAAACUUAUGGCGUUUUUGUUUGAAACAUCAGUAUUGAAAUAAUUCGGUCAAUUCGUUUUUGCUAAGCAUUCUCACGCCAGUAGGCUAUGACAUCAACAGGCUUGUGCCACAUCCCGUAUUAGAACGCUCGCGCCGGUCGUUUAAAAAGUGGGCCGUUAAAGUCUGUUACGCCGAGCUCCUUUUAUCCCUUCCUGGAGCCAGGACGGUUUGCGUAUUUUUUACGUUUACGGUAUCGACCCUCGGGGUUUUUCCCACUUAUACUGGUCCUCGAGCCGUUUACGCACAGGUGGGAGAUACCCGUUUGGUAGGACGGCCCCCUCUCUCACAGUUCCUCAGCGGAUGAUGUGAGCAAGUGACAUUUGCCGUUGAGGUUUGGGACAGUAAGCGAGGCGUCUCUGCAAACAGGUGUGCGACUGCCCGAAACAGGCACACAUAAUACGACUUUUUUUCGCCUUGUUUAGCGGAGGCGGACCUCCAGCACCGGUGUCGAAGCGAUCCAUCCUCGUAGCGGGACAGGGAGAGGAGGGGGAGUCUAUCGUUUUCAGGCGUUGUAGUUGCAUUUGGUCGUUCGAAUAGGGGCACGCGGCUCACAAAGAGGAAGGAAUGGCAACUAAGAAACCAUGCGCGGAUUUAACAAAAAGGAGCCGAAGUCCCGUCGUGCUGGAGGCAGAGAUGUUCAGCGAAUUUCAGGACUGGUGUCUCCGGACUUACGGAGACUCGGGUAAAACAAAGACCGUCACGCGCCGAAAAUACAACAAAAUCAUGCAGACCCUGCUACAGAACGAGGAGUCCGACGGUGUCUAUGUCGACAACAGCCACAUCAACGCCAAAUUCAAAUUCUGGGUGAAGUCCAAAGGCUUUCAGGUCGGCAGCAACAUCUUGGGCGAGCACAACAAGAAAGAGGCAUCGGGGAAGCCCGUCCUGUACGUUCCUGUCAAGUCUACGCAGUGUUCAGAUGGAGGAGCGGCCCAGGACAGCUCCUUGAAGCGGGUGGCUGUAGUGGAGGAUUUUUUUGAUAUCAUCUAUGCCAUGCACGUUGAGAUGGGGGCGGAUCCUAGUAGAGCACCCAAACACGCCGGCCAGAAAAAGACCUAUAAGGCGAUUGCAGAGACCUACGCAUUUCUUCCACGUGAGGCGGUUACUCGUUUCUUGAUGAGCUGUGGAGAAUGCCAGAAAAGGAUGCACAUCAACCCCAGCACAGCAGAGUUCAAAGAGAAUGACCGGCCCACUUCUCUUGUCCCAGACCUCAUCGACUACAACAUGCCUCUCACUGCCACCUAUCUAAAACAGAUGAAACUACAGUGCAUGAACACUAAUGAGCAGGAUGAGAGUUCGGUAAGCAGUGAGGAUUUGGACAUGGCUGAGCCCGCAUGGGUCUCUACUGAGCGUGCUCCAGCCGCAGAGCCUAGCAGCCCCACCGCCCCGUACACAGAGAGGAUGCCUACACCCCCACAGCCCUGCAUAAAAGAGGAAGAAGAUGAUUCUUCUUCAGAGAAUAGCAGCACAGUUAACGGUCUCCCAGCACUGACUCCGCCUGGUGGUGCUGCCAUGGCGACUGGAGGAGUUCCUGCAUCUGAGGGGGUGGUUCCAUACGGUGAGGUGAACGGUAAUGGUGCCGCAGCGCCGCUGGACUUCAGCACUACUUCGUCGUCCUCUUCCUCACAGGAGGGACAGCAGCCUGUCAACCUGAGUGACCGACUGUUACCCGGAGUAACGCUUGGAUCCUACUCAUCUGACCCUAACAGAAAAUUCCCUGUGAAAACUGAGUACAAUAACAAGUCUCCUCAGUACAGCUCAGGAAGCUAUGACUCUUUGAAGACAGAACUGAGUACGUGCGGGGAAGACAUGACCCCGGGUCGCUCUCAGGUCAUUGACGAUGAUGAUGAUGAUCACGAUGACCAUGACGACAGUGACAAGAUUAAUGACGCUGAGGGUCUGGACCCCGAACGACUUAAAGCUUUUAACAUGUUUGUGCGGUUGUUUGUGGAUGAGAAUUUGGACCGGAUGGUUCCAAUCUCAAAGCAGCCCAAAGAGAAAAUCCAGGCCAUCAUUGAGUCCUGCAGCCGCCAGUUCCCAGAGUUCCAAGAACGUUCUCGCAAACGGAUCCGAACCUACCUCAAAUCCUGUCGCCGCAUGAAGAAGGGUGGCUUCGAGACACGGCCCACCCCCCCUCACCUCACCUCCGCCAUGGCUGAGAACAUCCUUGCAGCAGCAUGUGAGAGUGAAACACGUAAUGCUGCUAAGAGGAUGCGCCUUGACAUCUAUCAGGCCCAUGAGGAGUCGGUUACAGCUGACAAGCCAAACUCCAGAGAUCCGGCUGCCCUGGCUAACUCAGGCUUCUCACUGGCCGCCUCGGCCUACUCCCAGGACCAACUCUACACCAAUGGUGGACUUAAUUACAGUUUCCGUGGAUACGGGACCCUUGGCAACAACAUCCAAAACAAUGGCACAUCACAAACCAAUGGGCCUACUGAUCUCAGCAUGAAAUCUUUGGCAUCCAACAGCACUUCCUCCUCCAGUUCAAACAGUCAUGGUCAGGGUGGAGGGGGUGGAGGGGCAUCUGCCCAGCUCAGCCCGCCCGAGGUCACGGCUGUUCGGCAACUGAUUGCAGGUUAUCGCGAGUCUGCGGCCUUCUUGCUCCGCUCUGCUGAUGAGCUCGAGAACCUCAUUCUGCAACAGAACUGAGAACUGCACACAGGCUGGUGCUGCCCGUCUUUCUCUCAUAAACACACACACACACACACACACACACACAUAAAUGCACACUAUGACAGGAAAGAUACAUGUAGCUAUGUGCACUUACAUACAUAUACACCUAAAGUCCAUAGGCGGAGUUUCACUUCGCUUGGGGGGAAGAAAAUGGAGGGGAUAGAAGAAGCUGUAUCUGAAGCACACAUACAAGGGUCUACAAUUGAUAACACUUACCAGCCAUCAUUUUCUCAGGUUCACUUGCCAUGAACCUGUAUUUUGCAUGGUUUUUAUUUAUUUUUGCAUUAAAAUGUUCUAUUUAAAUUUACAUGUAAUUAUAGAAUUUCCAUAUCAAAUUCUACCUCUCUUAAAAACUAUUUUGGUGGCUUAAUAGAAUGAAUAGUUACAGAAGGAAAAGAAACCUGAAGUUUAAAAGAUAAAUCUACAUAAAUCCAUGUAUUAUGUAUCUGUUCCAAAUAAAGUUAACAACAAGGUGCUUUACACAGACUUGUUAAUGCACAUUAUGGACUAAAUGUACUCAAACAGGAAUUGCAGUCAUUAGCAGUAAUAUUUAAUGCACUUGAAGUAGAUUGUUGAUUCUUGUGCUCAGCAAAACAAUUUAUGACUAUGAUUUAGAUAAUAAAAAGGUAAUUUAUCAUAAUAUAUUUAGAUUUAAACACGCAAAGAUAAAAACAGUAAAAACAGACACUCGAUUCCCCCUGGCACCCCCCCAAACUCCGCCUAUGCUCUUCCUGUAAACCUACCUAUCACACAUUGCUCAUGACAGCUUUAUGUCCAUUAUAGUGUCUUUAUCAAAUGUCCUUACCUUUGAGUCCAUCAGGGCUUAAUCCUUUUCGGAGAGCUGAGAUGACUUGUUAAACAUUGUUUUAUGAUGAGAUGAUCAGAGAACACUCACAACAGCAUUACAAUCGUCUUGCACAGAGCACAACACAGAGAGAUCUAUCAGUCCACCACAGAGAGUCCAGACCUUGCAUCAUUUGAAACACAAAAGCAGUACAUUUAGGAGUGAUGCCCAAAACAAACACAAAAUGAUGUCAACUCCAGCAUAAAGUUUACUUACACUGGCACAAAAUAUUGCUAUCAGAUUAGAUUCCUGUUUGUCAUUGUUCUUUUUGUUACCAUAGACAUAUCCAUGCAGCAGCUUUGCUCCAGAUUUAGCCAUUUUAGAUAUAGAACAGAUUGAAGAGAAAAGGGUUUUUGUAAAAAUCUCUUUUAUCUGUUCAAUGCUAAUGAGGUUUGGGGAAAAGGUGCAAUGUCGAUGAUAAUCGUUAUAGUGUGUCUGUGUUUGAAAAUGCAUCAUUUUCAAUCAUAAACACUUUAACAGAUGUCCUUUGUACAUAUAUAUAUAUAUAAGAAUUUUCAUUCCAGCUUACACAUGCACACAUAAAAGUCUACUAAAAGAAACCGUGAUUGGUGAGCGCAAAAUAGAAGAUGCUGAAAUUCUAUUGGCUGGGAAUGUUGGACUUUAUGCAAAUGAAGCUGUGAUGAGUGGAACGCUUCAAACCCUUUCCUACAUGCUCGAUUGCCUUGGCAAACCUCCAUCCUCAACGCAUCAAUGCACUGUAGGAAUAUUUCUCACAGGAACAAGUGGGUGACAUCAACCUUCCAGACAGGAGGGCUGAUGGACUAAAAAAAAUAAAAUAAGGGGGAAAAGGGACAAGGAUUGCAUUUCCCAUGCUGCAUUGCAUUGCAAACACAUUCUGUUGAGUUGUGAAUGCUGCUCUUUUUUUCUAACCUCAUGACUGAGACACUUUCAUUUUCACUGGGACCAAUCAAUUGGACUUAACAUCCUAUUGGCACACAUACUGUAUAUGCACAGUGAGUUUGAGAGAAAGGACCUAAUAUCAGCGGAGGGAAAACGAAGAUGACAUCAUUUCCUUUCUGUCAACAACACCCAGGGGCUUGAGAGGCAGUGAUUGGUGGGCAUCAUCCACAUGAACCAUGUGGUACGUAGAACAUUGAUGAUGCAAUUCCGCUCUGACACCAGCCACACUCUUCCUCCUGCCUGCAUUUUCUCAUGUUCACAAAUGCCAUCGUUAAAAAAAACUGUAUUAAAAAAAAGCAAAAGACAAUCCUGAACUAUUGUGACUUGAUCCCUCGUAAAACAGCAUAGCGGUGUGUGAGAUCUCACUCUGACUCUCUAGCCUUUAGUAGAGUGGUGACAAUACAGGGCCUUCAAGUCUUGUAGCCAUAGCUUGAACCAUGUCCUCACUCUGCAACCCGAUGUGGAACAGAGCAUUUUCCUCUAUUUAGCUGCAAACACACAUUUUUAAUUAUCUAUUUUUGCCGUCUUGCCAUUCCAUUUGUGCUUCAUUUGUUGUUUUGUAUUACUUUUUUAUUCCACGUGUUAAAUAUCUUUUUGUUACUUUACAAAAAACAAGAAAACAACAAAAAAAAAAAAACAACUCUGGUUGUGCGACAUUGACAGUCUGAAGGGAAUCAGUGUUGUGAGUCUCAACAUUCCAAAUGUAAAACACACAUCUCAAACGGGUCUCUAAGGGACUGAAUAUGACACACAUUUUUAAGAGAAAAAAUUAUCUAAGUUGUCUUCAACAACUUAGUUUUGAUACGUGGCUGGAAGCUUGUUUAUUACCUCUAACUUGUUACUCACUGAACUAGAUUCCUUGAUGAAAGGAUAAAGCGAUAGGAACAUUCAUUAAUUUAUAUUCAGAUGUUACACUUAUCAAAUUGGUUAACAUAGUAGCACUUUACAAUCCGCAAAGGAAAAUUUACACACAAGAAGGGGUCGAAUGUUUAUGGGAUGGAGCCUUAAAACCACCUAAAUGAUCCUAAAUUAUGAAAUGCAGUUGAUCAUUCUCAAGCCAUAAUGUUCUGUAUUUUUUUUUAUUUUUUUUUACUCUGCAUUGUAAUUAUUUGUUCCCUUUACUCCAUGCAGGAAAAUGUGAGCCAGUCCAGCACUGGGCUUUGAGUUGAAAGACGAGAAAUGCUUUUGGGCUUAUUCUAAUUAUAUGGUGACCGCAUCAAAUUAUUGUAUUGUAAUACAAAAGUUGUAUCAGGUUAUUGAUCUUUGUUUGCCCUAUUAUUAAUUUUUUUGUUCCUUGUUUUGUACCUUUUUGUUCAUAUAAUACAAGUGCAAGAUGUUUUUGAAAGCUCUCUGAGGUUGGUGAACACAAGACACAUGUAAAGAAAAGGAUAGGCAUGAAAAGAAAAGAGAAGCUACAAGUUUUUAUUUUUUUAAACCGUGCAGCUAAAAUCAAAUCAAAUGUGGUAACAACCAUUGCCUGUGAUAUAUUUUAAUUUCGUGGUGCUUUGUAACAUUAUUAUGAUUAUGGUAUUUGAUUUGUUUUUACUCUUGUUCUUACUAGAAACUGUAUGCUGAAGCUCAGUUUCUCUUUGUACCAAUGUGAAGCUUUGUAUGAUUUCUUUCUGGUUUUUUGACUCAGUGGAAGUGUGUGAUGUUUACAUGUACAGAAUUCAAGAUUUUUUUUUUCUGUUGUUGCUUUUAUUUUCGUUGUUGUUGGUUUUGUUUGUCCUAGUAAAACCCCACCUCUUGUCCUGUCGUGACCCCAAAACGUGCUUUUUAUUUUCAAUCAAAUCAGAAUAGAGGGGAACAUUGAAGGACAUGCUGACCUUAAACCACAGUAAAGGCCUUUGCACACUUUUGUGCUAAAAUCUCUAUAUUUAUUUUCCCAUAAGUUAUUGCUAUCCAUGCAAAUGUUUUUUUUAAUUAUUAUUAUUAGAAAAUGAAGAACAUAACAGUGUGAAUAUUAAGUUAUUAGCUAUGCUUUUGUUUCUACCUUUGUCAAACAUCCAGUGCAAAAUGUCUUCUGUGUAAGGGCCUUUAGACGUGGUUGUCACUACUGAUGUAGAGGACGAGAGAGAGGAGGGACUUAUCAUCAGCUCAAAGGGCACCACUAACUUUCUUCUCCAUGACUGAGGGAGUAAAAUGGCCCCUUAAAGUAGUCCCCUUAGUGACAAAAAGCAAAAGAUAAAAAACUUGAUGUCAUGUCAUUUUUUAAAUGUUUUUAUUGGGAACAUAGAAUAGGGGCGUCACGUUUGGGACGGGGUAGAUCCACCCAACUCAUAAAGCAACUGACCCGUGCUCUUUGACCUCAGUCAGAAGCCUCUCAGUGAGUCGGAAAGCCAUUCCCCUUACAUCGUUCUUAUGUGCGGGGAACAUGCAAACCUCAGGAACCCUUUGGAUCUGUGUUUCUUUUUAAACCAGGUCUGUACGUCUUGGCUGACGAGUCCUCCCUCUCUCCAAUAUCAACCCAAUUAUAUUGGAUUUGCUAUGUAUGUGUUUAGUUUGUUUUUUAUAUAUUUAUUGUGAUUUAAAAGUGAAUCCAGUACAUGUGGCUGAAUAUUUGAAUUCUUUAGAAAAGUGUUGAUAAACAUAAAUAUAUAUAUAUAUACAUGUGAAGCGCCUAAAAGAUGGAGAAUAUGGCAGGUAAAAUUAAUUUCUGUUUGUUUAAUGUAAAAAAAAAAAAAAAAAAAUGAAAAAAAAUUGAAACGCACAGGUGGGUGAUUUUCCUGCCUUUUACAUAUCACUUUGCCGAGAGACUCAUUCUAAGACAUUUAAAAUUUUCGAUGUGGUGUCAUCGCUGUGGUCAGAGAAAGCACCUGCAGUGCAACCUGAGUUGCUCUUUCCUCCAGAGCUGUCUGAAUAAAAUCUGUGAACUGAAGUCA